Trypanosoma theileri is the source of this 1359-nucleotide messenger RNA. RefSeq names its product aminoalcohol phosphotransferase. NCBI's taxonomy places the organism in Eukaryota, Euglenozoa, Kinetoplastea, Trypanosomatida, Trypanosomatidae. The transcript has a single exon. The coding region runs from base 1 to 1359 and encodes 452 amino acids. Gene Ontology annotation, molecular function: phosphotransferase activity, for other substituted phosphate groups. Gene Ontology annotation, cellular component: membrane. The record is from RefSeq and is a predicted model, not a curated record. Gene Ontology annotation, biological process: phospholipid biosynthetic process.
AUGAAUAGUACUUCCUCUCGAGGUCCUAUCAGCGGUGGGGCCGGUAGUAACAACAACAGCAGCAGCAGUGUAAAUAAUCUUAACAACAUCAAUAAUAUCAAUAGUGGCAACAAUGGUGGUGUGCGCCGCUCUUCCCGCCGUGUGAGUCUCAAUCCACGCGUGCAUGAACACAUCCCACCGGAGUAUUUACCAAACUUGUCCAAAUACAAAUACAGUGGAUCUGAUUCUAGUAUUAUUGGUCGCUAUAUUAUGCAACCAUACUGGAAUUUUAUUGUAAGUCUUGUACCAAUGACAGUGGCACCAAAUGCGAUUACACUUACAGGAUUUUGUAUUGGUGUUUCUUCUUCACUAUUGGUGAUGUUCUUUUACUUUUUUUGUGAUGCUGUUUAUCCUCCAUGGGUAUGGUAUUAUGCGGCGGCAGCUCUUUUUAUAUAUCAAACAUUGGAUGCUAUUGAUGGGAAACAAGCUCGUCGAACUCAAAUGUGUGGUCCAUUAGGUGAACUCUUUGAUCAUGGAUGUGAUGCUUUUUUAACUCCAUUAGUACAAGUAAAUAUAUCUUGUGCUUUAAAUGUAUCAAAUGAAAUGGCUUUUGUAUUUUGUACAUUGUCUUCAUGUGUACUAUUUGCAGCGAUAUGGGAACAGUUUAGUACGGGAUCAUUAGAUCUUGGAAGAAUUAAUGGACCUACAGAAGGUAUUCUUUUGGCUUGUUCUAUUUUUCUUAUCACUGGAUGGUAUUCUACAUCUAUUUGGGAUUUAACGGUGAUAGGACCUUAUGAAAUAGUUUUACCUUCUCUCUUUGGAGGUGGAUUAUUUGUUAUUUCAACCAUUCGUAGUUUAUUUUUUGUAUUUUUUCUUAUCAGUAGCGCUUUGACGAUAGGAACAAAUAUUUUACACGUUGUCCAACGACCCAGUGUGCAUACAAGAGGAAUACCAUUUUUGGUAGCAUUUCCCAUGUUUCUUAUUCUAGUCCUUCACGUGAUUUUAUUUUUUACCUAUUCGUUUAUUCAUGAUAGAUAUCCAUUUGCAUUUGAGUUAAGUUUUGGAUUUUUAACUUCUUACACUGUUACUCGAAUGACUGUGGCAAGACUUUGUGCGAUGCCGUAUAAUCUUUUCAAUGGAUUUUAUCUCAUCUCUCUCUUUAUUACUCUUGGCGCUCUUAUUGUACAUAUGUACUUUGGUUGGAUUGAGAAUAAAUAUUUAAAACCAUCACUGGGAUCUGCUAUGGUGGGAUUAUCCGCAUUGGGAGUUUGGCAGUAUUUACAUAUGAUUCUCUCACUCUUUACACAGAUCUCAUAUUUCUUUAAUAUUCCAAUUCUCUCCAUCGCCUCUCAGAAAGAAAGAGACAUGAAGCGGGAUUAA